Messenger RNA from Lathyrus sativus (Indian pea), 378 nucleotides. Lineage: Eukaryota; Viridiplantae; Streptophyta; Magnoliopsida; Fabales; Fabaceae. The record is from the annotation of a GenBank genome assembly.
AUGGGAAAUCAACUUUCUUGCAUUGUGAUUAAAGGGGUUAUUCAUGAUACAUUUCAAAUCUAUCUUUUGGAUUUUGAUUCUGGAAAAUGGUUUCAUUAUCAUGAUGUGGGACAUUUGGAUUAUGUGGCUGCCUAUGGUCAUGAACUUACUACUUUUGAAAUUUCAUUUGAUUGCUGGAUUCAUGAUCAAAUCAUCUUUGAAAUCUUCUUUAAAGAAAAGAGGCCUCAAGCUAUCUUAAGCAACAUGAAUUUUAGUUACAGUGUCCAGACUAGAAAACUAACAAAGAUUGAGGGCAUUAAGAAUGAAGACAUUAUCUUUGGUGAUCAUGUAAUACUUCACACCAACAGUCUAAUUUCAUUGCCAAGUACUCCAACAUAG